UUUCUUUGGUUGGAGUCUCAGUUGUCUUUUGUUCCACUCUGCUCCUCUUGAGCUGGCCAGUUUGAAGACAAUUUGACGAUUCUUUGCUGCAUGUUUGUAUUUGAACGGUGCAUGUGGUUAUGAAGUGAACUAUGCACUGGCUUGAACUUCUUUUAGUCUGAAGGUUUUUGCACAGUAGGGUGUUCGAUUUAUAAGGCAGGUGCAUCAGGUACAAUGUUUACAGUCACUCUCUUGCUCCUGCUAUUGGCGGUCAGGUGUGUGGCACAAGAAGAAACCCCAAAUAAGGGCUGCGUUUGUGGAUACCCCGGAAUACCAGGGGACCCUGGUCACAAUGGUGCACCAGGAAGAGAUGGCCGAGAUGGAUUCAAAGGCGAGAAAGGAGAUCAAGGUGAAGUUGGCCCCAUUGGAAGACCAGGCAAUGAUGGCCAGAGGGGUGACAAAGGGGAAGCUGGUGCAGUUGGCCCAGUGGGGCUCAAAGGAAAAAGGGGAGAUAAUGGAGAACGGGGGCCUCCAGGGAAAAUGGGGCCGCAAGGAGUCCAAGGACCUGUCGGCCUUAAAGGAAAUAAGGGAGAACUUGGGCUGCCUGGACCACAAGGACCUAAAGGCGAUUUGGGGCCCCCUGGACAAAGGGGUCCCAAAGGGGAGAUUGGCCUUCGGGGUGACAGAGGUAUUCAGGGACCACUGGGACCCCUUGGCAGGCCAGGGCCUAAGGGGGAAAUUGGUGUUCCAGGCCACAAAGGAAAUAUUGGUUAUCGUGGGGACAAGGGGACUCGAGGAGAGAGGGGUGAGAAGGGUGAGAAGGGAGAUGCGGUUGUAAUCUCUAAAAGUGCUUUCUCUGUGGGACUCACAACACAAUCUAAACUCCCAGCAGCUAAUGCACCGAUCCGCUUUGACAAGAUUAUUUACAAUCAGCAGAAUCACUACGAUCCGCAAACAGGAAGGUUCACAUGCUCUACAGCAGGAGCCUAUUUCUUCACCUACCACAUCACUGUCUUCUCCAGAAACGUGAAGGUGGCUCUCGUGAAAAAUGGCGCAAAGAUCAUCCACACCACUGAUAACUACCAGAGCAGCGAGGAUCAGGCAGCAGGGGGCGCUGUGCUGCACCUGGACGUUGGGGACAAGGUGUGGCUGCAGGUGGCUGGGGGAGAGCUGUUCAACGGACUGUUUGCUGAUGAAGAUGAUGACACGACCUUCUCUGGGUUCUUGAUUUUUGAGGCUUAAUUUAGGUAUGAUUACAUUAUAACAGCUGGUAUCAAAAUUGUUUUUAAAAGAAUAACAAGUCAAGAGAGACCAGACUAAAUCUGAACUUUAGUUGAUUAAUUUAGUUGAUUGAUUGGAAUACAUUGUGCCAUGAUGGUACGUAACUAAGUACAUGUGCUCAGCUGCUGUAUUUUUGCGUAAAUUUCAGUUACUUUACCUGAGUCUAUCCUUUUCAUGCUAUUUAAUACUUAAUACUCCCCAUAUUUCAGACAGAAGCGUCAUGCAUGUACUUUUGUAGUUAUUUUAUGAAGAUUUUACGUGCAAAACGUAUGACAGGUCUGUAAAAUACAAUUGAUGACUGUACAUUAACUACAUAGAAUGUAAAGUAGUUAAAAACUGCUGCAUCUCGACUAACUACAGCAGGAAAAUACCUCACACACAUUAAAAUAAUAUCCAGUAAUAUAAACAACACUCCCCUUUCUGCAUUAUGAGUUUCCCAGUUGUCUUUUUGAUACUUUAAGUGAGCCGGUCGGAGUAUUUUACACGUGUGUUUUCAUUCGCGUAUGGAAGUAAACAAUCUGAACCUUCUCUUGCUUCUGGCAUUGAUUGUCCACUACGUGGGUAAAUUAAUUAAACUAUUUUCCCGAAGGGAUCUAGAACCUGUAAUUCUGCUGAAAUGAUAACACCAGUCUGUAAAUAAAUAAGAAAAAUCAAUAAACUGAUAAAAACUCAAGGAAGUUCGCUCAGCUUUGAGUUUUUCUUCUACUCUGUUAGUUGUGGUUGGAUAAAGAGCAACAUUAACAAAGUAGAUUCUUGCUCUGGUAUUUGGGGAUGGGCAUACACACCAGAAAUACCCGGCACGUUGACUUGGCGUGAUACAAUGACGUGACAUGAGAAGACAGUGCAACGCCAACUGGAAGGUCCAGUCUUUUUUUGUCUUCA
Scatophagus argus is the source of this 2142-nucleotide messenger RNA. It is a transcript of the gene c1qtnf9, whose product is annotated as C1q and TNF related 9. Gene Ontology annotation, molecular function: protein binding. The coding region runs from base 214 to 1221 and encodes 335 amino acids. Lineage: Eukaryota; Metazoa; Chordata; Actinopteri; Scatophagidae. The transcript is spliced from 3 exons. The record is from RefSeq and is a predicted model, not a curated record.